AUGACAUCUGUUAUAAUAGGAGGUAGAAAGAGAAAGAACUCACCUGAUAAUGAUACUGAAAUUGAUACGGAUAACAAUGACAUGUCGAAGGUUAAUAAAAAUGAUCAAAAGAAGCACAAGCAGUUAGAAGUUGUGUUUUCGUCAACAAUCGAGAUGCCAGCGCYAUUGAGGGACCGUAUCGCUGAACUCGGCGGUUACGACAUCCAAAUAGUGAUCCAAAAACGACUACAGGACACUGACCUCAACCGUAACCACGGUCGAUUGUCAAUUCCGAUCAAGAAGCUCCUCAACGAUUUCACUACRGAGGAGGAGAAGCAACUGCUGGACCAACAAGAUGAACAUCAGAAUAACAAAAAUGGAGUGMGCGCAUUGAUUCUUGAUCCUUGUUUGCGAGAGAGUACCAUUCAUUUGAAGAAGUGGAAGAUUGGAAGUCGCGAAAUCUACUGCUUGGUGUCUCAGUGGAAUUCUUUGGCGCAAAAAAAUUCCUUGGAGAGUGGAGACUUCAUCCAACUUUGGAGUUUUAGAAAGAAUAGUGGAACACCCACCCCUCAUCUUUGCUUCGCAUUGGUCAAGCUCGACAUAUCUGAAGGAAUCUUUAGAUUUAUUUAA
Molecule: messenger RNA, 609 nt
Organism: Momordica charantia (bitter melon)
Lineage: Eukaryota; Viridiplantae; Streptophyta; Magnoliopsida; Cucurbitales; Cucurbitaceae
Source: RefSeq, a predicted model, not a curated record